This is a messenger RNA of Lucilia sericata (common green bottle fly), 3180 nucleotides long. RefSeq lists its product as uncharacterized. The transcript is spliced from 10 exons. Gene Ontology annotation, biological process: Ras protein signal transduction; positive regulation of GTPase activity. The annotation marks the transcript as partial. The record is from RefSeq and is a predicted model, not a curated record. Gene Ontology annotation, cellular component: plasma membrane. Gene Ontology annotation, molecular function: guanyl-nucleotide exchange factor activity. NCBI's taxonomy places the organism in Eukaryota, Metazoa, Arthropoda, Insecta, Diptera, Calliphoridae.
UUAAGAACGUGGUAUAUUUAAUUGACAUUCGAUUACGUGUCUCAUGAAAUAGUGAUGAGAAUUCAAGUAAACUACGUGCUGUCAUAUAACGAUUUGUAAUCUGAAAUUACACAAAUAAAAACAAGUAAAACAAAAUUUUAUCUAACGUCUAACAACUAACACCACGAAACCAAACCAACAAAAUAUGUAUGUACUAUAUAAACAUCUUUGUAUAACACAUAGUUAACGUAACGGAAACGCAAACGUGCUUAAAGUUUAGACCAAGGCAUGAGUGUGUAUGUCUGUAUACCAUAAAAGUUUUGAAAUAAAAUUUGACUACCAAACCAACAAUCAACGAAACCAAAGUAAUUCGUUAGUGAAAAUCCAAAACAACAAAUACCAUGAUAUUAAAGUGAAAUUGUUGCUAACUUGCAACAAGCGUACCAACCUACAAUAAAACUCCCCCCUAAAAAAAUCAAAAAUGAUUUUAAGAAUUCUACAAUUGUAAAGUAAAAAAUCUAACGUUCGUUUCGGUACCUUUUUUGGUUGUCCUUCACCUUUUUUUUCAAUUUAUUUUGCAUUUAGUGUUUUUUGGCAUCUAAAUCGAAUUUUACCUAGUUCUUGACAUCCAAAUGUACCAUAAAAGUGCGAGUAUUUUAACCAAAACGUGACACAUGGCUAUGUACUAUUAUGCUAGUAAAAUAUCAGCCAUUGCUUGUGGUACACGUUGUAGACAAACGGUUUUACAAAAAUCUCGCGGUCAACGUGAUCGUGAUAAAAAUCAUCAUCACAAUCAUACACAGCACCUCCAUCAUCAUCAUCCACACCAUAACAAUCGCCAUCAUGCCGGUUCGUAUGGUACCGAUUGUACAACAGAUACCGAUGAUGAAUUGGACUCCGAUGGCAUUUGUAUUCGCAUGCAAACGCGUAGCGAUAACAAUGAAUAUAAUGGCAGUGGUAGUGGUAUGGCUUCGGAUGGCCGCAUUUAUGUUACUAAUACAAAUGAUAAUGGCACGACGGAAACAUCGGUGUCCACACUGGUGGCUGCUGCAAAUGGUACGACGAAUGUUAGCAGCGGCACUAACAACAAUACGGAUGGCAUCCGGUAUAGAAGGCGUUAUAGUGAACAAUUGGAUGCAUACGAUAUUGAGCUUGGGUUUCAAAAGUUUGAGGUUUCCUCUACAAACACAACUAAAAAUUCUAUCAACGGUUACGGUUUGGGUUACACAAAUCUGGCCAAUAAUGAUUUAGUACAGUAUGAUGUACCCAAGAAUACACACAAACGUAGUCAAUGUGAUGUCAAUUUUGAGAGUUCUGUACUGGGUUCCGGUGGAAUAAUGUAUAUAAAUGGUAGAAUAGUUUCUGGCCCAUUGGAAUCUCUAGUUGAUGUUUUAGUGCCAAAAAAUAUAAUAGAUUUGGAUAAGGAAUUUAUUUUUUCAUUUUUACUAUCAUCACGUUUAUAUUUACGACCCCAUGAAUUGUUGGGUAAACUAUUAUCCUCAGUACCUGAUAGUGAAUCAUUAGAAUCAUUGGUAGCAUUAUUAGCUGAAUGGACAAAUAAGUUUCCCUAUGAUUAUCGCGAUGAACGAAUGAUGAGCCAUGUUAAACAUAUCGUUGCCAGAUGUUCCAAUACACGUUUAGAAGCCAUUGUUUCGGAAAUAUUGAGUGCCUUGUUAAAACGUUUGACUGAUUUGGAAAGACACGAAGAAGAAUUACGCUCCUGUCAAACAUCAAAUAAUGUAGCAGCAACAGCCACAAUAGCAACAUCAGCGGCAGCAGCCACAUCAACGGAAAAGUGUGAUGCCAAACUAUUUGAAUGCCCUACAUCUACACAAUAUGCACAAAUUUUAUGCCGCAUAGAAAAAAAGUUAGCCAAACAUAUUGGACCGGAGGAAUUCGUACAGUGCAGUAGUAAUGUUUUAUUAGAUAAGCAGAAAAAAUGGGACCAACCAUCAUCCUCGGGUGGACCACCAGGCGUACAAGAUCCCAAAAAGACAUGUAAUUUGGAAACAUAUCUAGAUUGGUCAGCACGUCUACGUUUAUUUGUAUGCAACGAAAUACUGCAGUGUGGUGGCAUACAAGAGCGCAGCAGAUGUGUUGAACUGUGGAGUGGUGUGGCACAAUACUGUUUGUUGGUUGGAAAUUACAAUAGUGCCACAGCUAUAUUGGAAACAUUAGAAUCACCGCCAAUAGCACGUUUAAAAAUCACGUGGAGUAAAUUACAAGUGACAUGUCAGCAAUUGGAUUGUAUGCAACGUCAUGCCGAAGGCCAUGGAAAUUUGUGGCAUAAACAGGCAAUCGUCUUAAAUGAAAACCAUCAUCAACAACAAUUGCACGAACAGCAGAGGCAACAACAGCAACAUCAACAGCAGCAGCAACAAAUGCUACAACAAAAGACUGAUAUAAAUUUAGCAUUAGCAAACCAACUUAUAUUAUCGACAUCAUCAUCAACGGCAACAAACGUAACAGCAUUAACAGAUACAACAACGACUACCACAACAACAACGACAGCGGAAGUGGAAGUCGAAACGGAAACAUCCUCAACAGUGUUAAGUGCGGUUUCUCAUGAAGAAGCGGGCAUGGCAACAGCAACAACAUCACCAUCAUACGGCUCAUCAAUAAUAAAGGGGGCAAUAACAGCAUCAACACCAUUGUCCUCAUCACCUAUACCACCACAACUACAACUGCCACAAACCACAGAAGAUGUUGCACAAAAAACAUCACCCAACAUCUCUCCCAUCGUCCAUCUACAAACGCCAUCAACAAAUGCAUUAAAUUCUUUUAACGUCAUACCAUCAGCGCAUAACGUAACGACAGCAAAGGCUUCUUCCUCAUCCGUCAGCAAACCUAAUGAUUGGGUUGUAAUUCCGGUGUUUGCGGAUAUUGUUAAAUUAGCUCUGGCAGGACGUGAAGACUGUUUGCAACGUUUACCAAAUGGUCACAUAAAUAUUAAUGCUUUUGAUCGCAUGGCAGCCAUAGUGGGAGCUUUUACCAAACACAUGCAAUCUGUUAAAACAACAGAUGCACCAACAGCAGCCGUAGCAUCGUCACCAACACCAGUCACAACAUCAUCCGCAUCAACAGCAACAGCUAUGCCAGCCUUACAGCCACCAACAAAUUCUAUAGCCAUUGCAACACCAGCAGGUGAAUACGAAAUGUUUUGUCGCCAUAUGCAGAAAAUAACAAAACUAAGUGAAAACG